GUGGGUGGCGGUAAAAUCACAGGACGUCAAACGCAAUACACGACACAAAGAAGUAGAGUCAGGAAGUGGAGGCAGGGUGUUUUAGUAGAAGCUGAAUUUCACAGCUUCUCGCUGCAGGAAACUGUUUUUUAAUCAAUAGUAAUUUGGAAACAUUCUUCAGCAUCAGUUCAACCAUCAUAGCUCUUCGGGUGAAUAAAAUGGAGGAUCCCCUGCCCCUGACCUCGCUGAGGCUCCUGGUCCCACCUCUGCGGAUGAUGUCGGCUGUGAUGUGGAAGGUGGUCCAUCUUAGGAAUAUCAAACAUUAUGGGAAAGUGGAGGAGUUUGUAUCCUUGGUGACUGAGGCCAUCCCUGACAUCUUGACAGACAGACAGAUGAGACUGCUCACUCUGGGCUUAAGAGCCAAGAUGACGUUGCAGAUAUUAAGUUCUGAACAGUCAGAGGAUCUUGGAGGUAUUAAAACACUCUUGAACAGCCUCCGCCCGUCCAGCCCAAAACAAGUGAUUUCAGGAAAUGAAGCUCUCGAAGCCAAUUUUGUCAGGCUUGUUCAAAGACUAUUGGAGGACUCAAAAGAGAGAGAGCACUUCCUCAAGAAUGUGUUUCCUGUAGAGUAUGGAUCUGACUUUGAUACAGCUCUGGAGACACUGGUUUGUCAGUUCUUCACCAGACUGGAAGAAUCUCUACUUAUACCAGACUUUAAGCAGACCACAGUGUGGAUCAGUGAUACAUCCUCCAUGCUAGAAGAGUACAUGCAGUGUGUAUCCAAAGCAGAUGACCUCAAAGUACUGCUAAGAAGCAAGGCCCACCAUGAUAAAAUGGCCAAAAUAGAUACCAAUGCGCCCUCUACCUCAGAGCAGCGACUCCUCUCAUCAUUAUCUCUCCAUCCUUUAAUGCAAGAGACUGAAACCAAAAAUGUGGAAUCUAACACACAAACGUUAGAAAGCCAAAGAGAAUCUGAGGUGAUACAGGAUACACAAUGGCCAUCUGAGGAGGAAACCAACAUUCUGGACAGCAGCAACGCAAAACAGACAGCAGAAGGUAAAUGCUGUGUUCCUGAUGUUCACGUUGUGGAGGAAUAUGGUGAUCGAGCUUCAACCACCUGCCAAGCUCCCACUACAUCUACUGAGAGUCCCGUAUUGUCCAACUCUAAGAGUGGCCCUCCACGGCAGAGAGUUGCGCACAAAUGCACUCAGUGUGGAAAGUGCUUCAUUUACCGUUAUGAACUCCUGGAACAUCAGAGGCUGCACACAGGUGAAAAUCCAUACAAGUGCACUCAGUGUGGAAAGGCCUUCAGGAGGACCUCUGACCUGUCAACUCACAGGCGGACACAGUGCAUAAAAGCAGCUUACGUUUGUAUCAAAUGUGGGAAUAGCUUUCAGUCAAUACAAGACAGAUUCAGACACAAGUGUGUUCAUAGUGUCCAGAAGUAUGACUGUUCUCAGUGUGGGAAAAGCUUUAAGAAAAUGCACUUGCUGGGGAAGCAUGAGCUGACUCACACCCAGAAUCGUAUCUUCAAGUGCAGACAGUGUGGAGAAGUGUACCCCAGUAUGAGUGAGCUGAGAUCCCACCAGAAGAUUCACCCUCCCGAGCUAUCAAAUCAGUGUAUGCAGUGUGGGAAGUUUUUCAGCUCUGUUGCCUGUUUGACAGCACAUGAGCUGCGUCACAGGCAACAGAGAACCCAGAUUUGUGUGCGCUGUGGCAAAGCUUUCAAAAACAAACAUGACCUGAAUCUUCACAUGCGUAGUCACACAGGCGAGAGGCCAUUUCAGUGCACAUAUUGUGGGAAACGUUUCUCUGUGUCAGGAAACCUGAACAUACACAUAAGGACCCACACUGGAGAGAAACCGUAUCUGUGCUCUGACUGCGGCAAGGCUUUUGUUUCAGCUGGAGAGUUGCAGAUACACAGGCGGACCCACACGGGGGAAAAGCCAUACAAGUGCACUGUAUGCGGGAGAGGAUUCACUAUGGCAAGUAAAGUGACACUUCAUAUGCGUGUUCACACUGGGGAGCGGCCGUAUGUCUGUUCUGAAUGUGGGAAAGGUUUUUCACGUGGCAGCGAAUUGAAAAAACAUACCAUGAACCAUACAGGAGUUCGACCCUACGCUUGUCAGCUGUGUGCAAAGACUUACACAUGCCUCAAUCACCUGAAAAGACACUUGAAAACACACAGUGUAGUACAAAACCAGUCUGUCUAAACCCAUUUAUUACUGUAAUUAUAAUAAAUAUUGUAUUUAUGCAACUAGCCUGUACUGAUUGUGGUAUUGACUUCAUGCACUCUAUAAUAGGUUUUGCAUUUACCCUCUCUUGUAGGAAAUAUGUUGCAAAAGUUCAAGUUAUACUGACUGAUUUCUUAUCCUGUGUUGUGAGAACUGUUUUGGUCGUGUCCUCUAACAGCCUGUCAUGCCAUAUGUUUUCUGAAGUCAUAAAACAUGUUUAAAGGACCUCUUAAGAAAACAUGAAAACAAGCUAUACUGUCUGUGAGAAGUACUAUUUUGUUCCUGACAGCAGCAGAAUUUGUAUUUGGAUCUAACAUGAAACAUCCUAAAGUAGUAUUGCACAAUAUCAUAAUUUUGUGUUUGUGUUCUCAAAACAAAUAAUAAUAAAGCUCUUAUAAUCC
Messenger RNA from Scatophagus argus, 2614 nucleotides. Its product is annotated as zinc finger protein ZFMSA12A. Lineage: Eukaryota; Metazoa; Chordata; Actinopteri; Scatophagidae. The transcript is spliced from 7 exons. The record is from RefSeq and is a predicted model, not a curated record. Bases 198 to 2192 code for a protein of 664 amino acids.